GACUCUGCGUAAUGACUUCUUCAUUUCAGAUGAGGCAGAGGAUCAUCCAAGUGCGGUUCUGUUUCCUCUUGGUUCCGUGCGUGUUUACUGCUCUGGAAGCUGUGCCUAUAGACGUAGACAAGACCAAAGUACACAACCCCGAGCCCGUGGAGAGCGUGAGGAUAGAGCCGCCAGGUACCGGACUUUAUUACGAUGACUACCUCAAGCAAGUGAUUAACGUCCUGGAAACAGACCAGCAUUUCAAAGAAAAGCUCCAGAAAGCGGACAUAGAGGAGAUAAGGAGUGGGAGGCUGAGCAAAGAGCUGGAUUUUGUCAGUCACAAGGUGAGGACAAAACUUGAUGAACUAAAGAGGCAAGAAAUCGGAAGGCUGAGGAUGCUCAUCAAGGCUAAGCUGGAUUCCCUCCAAGACACUGGCAUGAAUCACCACCUUCUUCUCAAGCAGUUUGAACACCUGAACCACCAGAAUCCGGACACGUUUGAGUCCAGAGACUUGGAUAUGCUAAUCAAAGCGGCCACCUCGGACCUGGAGCAGUACGACCGCACGCGGCACGAGGAGUUCAAGAAGUACGAGAUGUUGAAGGAGCACAAGCGCAGGGAGCACUUAAAGACCCUGGACGAGGAGAAGAGGAAGGAGGAGGAGGCUAAGUUUGAAGAAAUGAAGAGGAAGCAUGAAAACCACCCCAAAGUCAAUCACCCUGGAAGCAAAGAUCAGCUAAAAGAGGUCUGGGAAGAGGCUGAUGGAUUGGACCCUAAUGACUUUGACCCCAAGACAUUUUUCAAAUUACACGAUGUCAACAAUGACGGGUUCCUGGAUGAGCAAGAGUUAGAAGCGCUGUUCACAAAAGAGCUGGAGAAAGUGUAUGACCCGCGGAAUGCAGAGGAUGACAUGAUAGAAAUGGAAGAAGAAAGGCUGCGGAUGCGGGAGCACGUCAUGAGUGAGAUUGAUAUCAACAAAGACCGUUUGGUGACUCUGGAAGAAUUUUUGAGAGCUACAGAGAAGAAAGAAUUCUUGGAGCCAGACAGCUGGGAGACAUUGGAUAAACAACAGUUAUUUACCGAGGAAGAGCUGAAAGAAUAUGAAAGUAUUAUUGCAAUGCAAGAGGAUGACCUUAAGAAGAGGGCGGGUGAGCUGCAGAAGCAGACAGAAGAGCUGCAGCAACAGCAGGACCACCUUGAGGCUCAGAAGCAGGAGUACCAGAAGGCCGUACAACAUCUGGAACAGAAGAAAUUUCAGCAAGGGAUCGCGCCAUCAGGGCCAGCAGGAGAACUGAAGUUCGAGCCACGUAUGUAAUUUUGAUCCUUUGUGUAGGGAAAUAAACAAUUAUAAAUU
Molecule: messenger RNA, 1331 nt
Organism: Acomys russatus (golden spiny mouse)
Lineage: Eukaryota; Metazoa; Chordata; Mammalia; Rodentia; Muridae
Gene: Nucb2
Product: nucleobindin 2
Exons: 11
Coding region: 12-1292 (426 amino acids)
Cellular component (GO): endoplasmic reticulum-Golgi intermediate compartment; extracellular exosome
Molecular function (GO): calcium ion binding
Source: RefSeq, a predicted model, not a curated record